This is a messenger RNA of Solenopsis invicta (red fire ant), 3503 nucleotides long. RefSeq lists its product as uncharacterized. The record is from RefSeq and is a predicted model, not a curated record. The transcript has 9 exons. The coding region runs from base 891 to 2822 and encodes 643 amino acids. Lineage: Eukaryota; Metazoa; Arthropoda; Insecta; Hymenoptera; Formicidae.
GCUUUUAAAGCUGUUUUGUUAUUUUAAUAAUUAGACAAAUGUUAAAAGCACUUCAAUUUUUAUUUUUUUUUAUUUUUUUAAGACAGCAUCUUUCAGAAUUUUUACCAUUCCUUGGUUCACUUGUAACUCCGUUUAAACGUUGUGCUUUUGUUUCAAUGAACGAAAUAUGAUAUAACUUUGUUUUCCUCAACUUUGCGGCUGAUUUUAAUCUCCAGUUCUCGACGUUAAUUCGCGCAUUAAUUCGCAACAAUUUCAAUUCCUAGAACCGAUUAGAUAAAUUCUCUGACUAAAUUAAUACGGAAUGUAGAUUAAUUUUUUUAUUCGCGUUUAUCAUCCGAUAUUACAAGCCUCGCGGUUUCUUGAGACUUAGAAGUGAGUGGAAACUGCGCGAAGGACGGCCGAAGAAAGAGAGACGAAAACCACAAGAGGGAAAAAGAGAGCUUUGCUUACGUUCGCGAAUUAUUCCACGACGUCGCGUUAAUAACAGGAGUGGUUAAAUAACUAUACCGUUCGUCGGAGAAAAACAGUAUCACCCAGUAGCUCCUCGCCGCUCUAGAUCAUAAAUUAACGCAUCAAUAAGAACCGCCGCCGCCUCCUCCCCUCUCUCGUGUCAUGACCCCUUCUACGAUCAUGACUGUGUACAUCUUCUCGUUCAGUUUAUGACGAGCUCACUAACGUGAAAAGGUUGUCCAAUUUUAUCUCGCGCUCACCGUCACCGAGGAGACAGAAUUGCAAUUGUGUACUAACAUACGCACGAUACUACGAUAAAUGAUAAAAGUUGCCUUUAGAUAAAGACCAAGUCAAAAGCAAACAAAGAAGGAAAUUGCUAUCCUGUUGAGCGGGCUGCAAAUAAAAGCGAGUGACUCAUCGGAGGAGGUUCGACCACGAGAAUGAAAUACUUCGCAUGCUUGCUGACACUAGGAGUGUUGGCUCUAGCAGCCUUCGCCGCCAUCAAGAAUGACGCGUCGUCGAUCGACUUGGCCAGACAGACCUUGCUACAGUUGGAAAAGGAUCUUAGGAAGGAUCUGUCCAACCAACAGAAGUGGAUGAACGUCGAAGAGCGAGAGAAAUACCUGCAUCUGGUCAAGGCGUACAAGAGAUUUGUCAAUCAGAUGGACGAGCAAUUCCCCCAGGAUUGGAAGAACUACCUGAGCGGCUUAGAUUCCCUGUGGAUUUGGGCUCGGGCCAAGGAGGAAAUCAAAGGCAUCAAUGGCCUGUACGGGAUAUUCCGGCAGAUACUGCGCGAGAUCGUCGAGCUGAACGCUCCGAUCAACAUGAAACAGCUGACAAAUUUGGCCGAGAUGAUCCUGAGGGAUCCGAACGCCGCGAUCCCGAGAGCGCUCGAUCGUAUCGCGUCUAUGAUCAUCAAUGAAAGAUUGUUCAUCGAGGCUUAUCAGGAAGCGUCGAACCAAAUAUGCAAUGAGAUGCAAUCGCCGCAGCAACUGCUGUACAAUUUGUAUAAUACCGUGGCGCUGACGGAGAUCAAGGGUUACACUAUGAUUCAAUUCUCAUAUAUGCUAUUACGUCUGUACAACGAAGGCCACAACUUCAGCGAGGAAAUACAGACACUGAAAAAUCAAUAUGCAAUAAGAACGUCCGAUACGUUGAGAGCUGUAAAAACCGCAAUGGCAUUCGCCCCGAGAAAUAUGUGGAGAUGCGAUCCUGGUGUGCAUAAGGAAGAUGAAACCUAUACAGAGUUGAAGCAAUUGUUCCAAGGAUUUAUUGUAAACGAAGUGGAUUUAAACAGUGAGAGCACAUGCAAGGAAAAUUGCGCUUAUUAUAGCUACACUAAGAUGUACGGUUGCUACCAAAAUCAGUUUUGCGCGAAGCAACGUCAAUGUAAGGGAAAGGUAUUGAAUUGCGAGUACAUUGAUUCCGACAUGUGGAUUUGUCCCUCGGAAAGAAACAGAACUAGGCGAUACGAAUAUAUCGAGUAUGAAAAUGGUUAUCAUUAUGGAACUGUAAAUGUAUGUCCUAAACCAACAAUUAAAGUCGAUAGCUGGUGGCGGUGGCUCUUCUGGCAUUGCAGCUACUGUUUUUGCUAUUGCGACGAUCAAAACUCCAGCUCCGAUCGUUAUUUCAGUCUACGAUCGGUAAAGUCCGACAUCUCGAACAAUAAAGUUAUAACAGGGAUAAGAUUGAAGAAAGUAAAUCGAGUAAUUUAUAUACAAAUCCAAGAGGGUCAGCUACUUCCACGUGGGGAAAUUAAUUCAUCCACUAUUGACUGGCAACCGAUCGAUGCCUUUUCAAUUAUGGAUUCUAACGUUAGAAGCGGUGUCGACUAUCAUACAAUGAUAUGGGAAAAGCGCGCCUUGGAUCUUGAUGAACUAACAUCGUCGCAGGAUCAUUUACUGACAGGCAUUCGGUUCCGAAUGGUUGGUAGUCGCCUCAACUUGGAAAUAAUGAUAACUCCAUUCAACUUUACAUCCGGAUUGUUAAUACACCCUGAGGAAAAGAGUUUCUGGCAUAGCAAUGACGUGACCGACAGAACCGAGCUGGAAUACGCCGAACCCGACAUACCGAUUCGCAAUCGUGUGCCGAACGUACCGGACACUGGGGAGAAUCAAUAUUUGAACUUUGCACCGAGUGAUCGACGAAAAGACGCUGCACAAAGCACGAUUCCCUUCCUCGACGUUCAACCGGUCGUACCGAAUCCGCCGGUGCCACUCGCGGGCGCCGGUAUCUAUCACAAGGGUCGAAAGGGUUCGGGCGGAUUUGUCGCCCUGAAAGUGAUUACCUACGACUUUGCACCGCACCUGCAAGUCGACCUGCCACCGGCACCGCCGGUUCUCGAUAGUCCAAAUGAGAUAAAAGCCUCGUAGAGUCCUUUAUAUAGUCAAAUAUUUUAUCGAAAUAACUAUUAAAGAACCUGUGAUUUGCUGACGACCUCAAUAACGUAUUGAGGUAAAAGCGAAGAUAUGUAUCGAGAUAUUGCAUAGGAAAUGUUGACUUUCAGAAGUUUGUGCUUUAGGAGAAAAACGAAAUUUCUUAAUAAAGCACGAGACAAAAAUAAUAGACAUUGAAAUAUUUAGAAAAUGAAACAUGAAAGUAUGUUUUUUAUCUUUAAUCCUCUCCAUUUUUAAAUUCCACUUACUUGCAUUCAAUCAUGAAGUACGAUUACGAAAGCGACUUUUAUUUCUAAAAAACGUGAAAAACGUAAUCUUUUUCAAUUACGUAUAUUUUGGUGUCUUGGAAAUUAUUUGAUUGAAAUACAAAAUCGUUUAUGUGAAAUGUAAAAACGACAUUUCUUAUGCAAUUGACAGUAAUCGUAUUUAAGUCCUAUACUCUUUGUAAUUACGUAUAAAUUUUUUUUAUUAAAUUUAUUAUACUCAUUAUUACGAAAUUCAUCGUUUGCUAAUGUAUCGUUAUCCAAAUAAUUAAUCAGUAACUUAUAUCGUCAAUCUUAAAUUCGUUAAAAGAUUUUACUUAAUGAUACUGAACAAUCAUUCUAGAAAUAUUUAAAAUGCAAAUUGUAAACAAAAUUAAAGCAACUUUUAAAUCUU